AUGGCUCAUAGGCUGGCGGAGCUCGAGGAGCUCUCUGCGCCGCCCGCGGCCCGCGCGGGGGGGCCGCGCGCCGCGGGGUGCGGCGGCCGGGGCGCGGCCGGCGGCCGCCGCACCUCGGGCGGCCCGCCCGGCCUGGCGGCGCCGUGCCCGCCGGGCGCCGCUGCGGUGCAGGCCCCUGCGACCAGCGCAGCUGGCGGCUUCACCACGGUCAUGUUGCGUCACGUGCCAGAGGCCGUCACCCAGGAGAGCCUCAUCCUCGAGCUGGACAAGGCGGGCUUCGCCCUCGAGUACGACUUCGUGCACCUCCGCUCGGACCUGCGGAGCCGGUUCAGCUCUGACCGCGGCAUGGCCUUCGUCAACUUCUUGACCCCUCAGUCAGCUGGCGCGUUCUCCCAGGCGUUCCACGGCGCCCGCCAGGUGGGUGGGCAUGCGCUGGAGGCUGGCUGCCUCGAGGUGCUCCCGGCGAAGAUCCAGGGCUUCGCGCUCAACGCGGCUCAGCACUACCCGUCCGCCAGCGCCGCUCGCCGUGGCUUCCGGAGGGCCCGCCCGGUCUUCCUGCCCAAGACGGCCGACGCGCACGCGCAGCUCUGGAGUCUCGCGUGCCAGCGCCCGCUGCAGCCCAGGGCCCUCGCCGACCGAGGCCAGCCGAGGCCGGCGGGAGUAGGGGCCUGA
Prorocentrum cordatum is the source of this 672-nucleotide messenger RNA. NCBI's taxonomy places the organism in Eukaryota, Dinophyceae, Prorocentrales, Prorocentraceae. The record is from the annotation of a GenBank genome assembly.